AUGAAUGCUUAAUUUGAAAUUUAGGAUAUUGAGAUAGUAAUAGAAAUAGUUGAAAAGGAGUUUUGAUAUAGAAAGAUAUAAAUAUAAAAUUUAUUCUAAAAUAAAUUAGCUUCAAAGUAAUCUAUUAAAAACUAUAAAAACAAGCAAGAACAAUUGUUUAGUCUCGAUUCUUGAUGUAGAUGAGAGUUGA
Molecule: messenger RNA, 190 nt
Organism: Paramecium sonneborni
Lineage: Eukaryota; Ciliophora; Oligohymenophorea; Peniculida; Parameciidae
Source: the annotation of a GenBank genome assembly